Messenger RNA from Aethalodelphis obliquidens (Pacific white-sided dolphin), 2290 nucleotides. Its product is annotated as olfactory receptor 52I1. Gene Ontology annotation, cellular component: plasma membrane. Gene Ontology annotation, biological process: G protein-coupled receptor signaling pathway. The record is from RefSeq and is a predicted model, not a curated record. Lineage: Eukaryota; Metazoa; Chordata; Mammalia; Artiodactyla; Delphinidae. Gene Ontology annotation, molecular function: olfactory receptor activity.
UCACAGCAAGGUCCUCUGACCAUCAAACAGAGCUCGUUAGUUUAUUCAGUCUGUUCCGUUAUAAGGCAUUUCUUAUGUUUAGGGUUUUUUGUUUGUUUGUUUCAAUAAAGACCACAGAUUGUAAUCAUAUCCCAGAAAUUUGGCUUUUUAGAAAACUUCUGAGGACUCUCAUCAAGGCUGCUUUGGUACCUGGGUGUGGCGUCAAUUAGUGGUAGGCCCUCCAGGGGUAAAUGGAAGGGGCAAAUGUAUGUCACUUGAUUAGCAUUGAGAACCAGGUAAAUUUUUGUCUCAUCCUUGGUUAAAAGAGAAAAUGCUACUGUAGCUGAUGGGAUUCUGUGGCCAGUACUCCAUCAAUCUGAUCUACUCAAUUUUUUAGGGAGGAGCCAGGCCUGAUGAGAAAUCCAAGAAGGGUCAAGUGAAGGCAGUGUCCAAGGAUAUGGAAAGUUCUUAGCCUUAAAAAACUCCUGACUGAGGGGAGGGACGGGGUGAUAAUUAAUAGCAUGCUAGUCUCCAGGCUUGGCAAAUAAGCACUCUUCAUUUAAGAUUGCCUGGACACCUGGGAAACAGUUCUUGGGCUAUAUAUGACUAUCGUAAAGUCAACAUAGUCACACAAUUGGUGUGGUGACCCACUAGCCAGAGGCCUUGAGAGAUGCAAUAUUAGGGAAGUGAGAGAUUGAGGAAGGAGAAGAUGCACAAUGUGACAUGUUCAAUCUCACAAAGUUUCAUUCAACAAUUAUUAAAUAUUAGGAACUGAACAUACAAGAAUAAAAGAAAAGCUCUUUCCUGUGUUUUCUCAUUCAUUCAUUCAACUGUUUGCUAUAAUGAGUACACAUAUCUUCUUUUAAUGGACUUGUGCACCACAGCUAUGGGUGCACACAGUUGGUAUAAGGUAUAAGGCCAUGAACAAGACACAUAUGAUUGAAUACAAUAAAGUCACAGGUAGAGUAUUGGAAUUGUCAAUUUAGGUCCCUCAGAGGUCAGCAUGGAUGAGAGUCCAUAAAAGCUCUGAAGGUACCUAAUUUAGUUUCCACAUGGGAUGGGGCAGGAGGCAGAGAAGGCUUCCUGAAGGACGUAACUCAUGAUAUUUGAACGAUGAACAGAAGUUAGUAAGGCACAGUACUGAGGAGGGUGGAAGGUGGAGCAGAAAACUUUGUCAGAUGUCACUUCCUUAAUCCUGUGGUCCACUGAGUUAAGAAUACCAUCAGGCUCUCCUAACACCAUAGCUGGGAACAAGUCUUACAGGAUUGCAUCCUUUUACAUCAUUUUAUAUAUUAACAGGAAAGCAGUCUCAUCUGUGAUGCUGGGGCCACCCUACAACCAUACAAGAACCCCUUGCCACCUUGUCCUGGUGGGUAUUCCAGGUUUGCAAUCUUCACAUCUUUGGCUGGUUACCUCACUGAACAUCAUGUAUACCAAAGCCCUGUUAGAAAACACCCUCAUAGUGACUGUAAUGUGGAUGGAUUCCACCCUACAAGAGCCCAUGUACUGCUCCCUGUAUAUUCUGGCUGCUGUGGACAUUGUCAUGGCCUCCUUGGUAGCGCCCAAGAUGGUGAGCAUUUUCUCCUUAGGAGACAGCUUCAUCAACUUUAAUGCUUGUUUCACUCAGAUGUAUUUUGUCCAUGCAGCCACAGCUGUGGAGACAGGGCUGCUACUGGCCAUGGCUUUUUGCUAUGUGGCCAUCUGUAAGCCCCUGCACUACAAGAGAAUUCUCACACCUCAAGUGAUACUGGGAAUGAGUGUGAUCAUCACCAUCAGAGCUAUCAUAUUCAUGACUCCAUUGAGUUGGAUGGUGAGUCAUCUGCCUUUCUGUGGCUCCAAUGUGGUUCUCCAUUCCUACUGUGAGCACAUAGCUGUGGCCAAGUUGGCAUAUGCCCACCCCAUGCCCAGUAGUCUCUACAGCUUGAUUGGUUCCAUUACUGUGAAAACCCACAGAACCUCCAUUACUGUGGGUUCUGAUGUGGACUUUAUCGCCGCCUCCUAUAACUUGAUUCUUCAGGCAGUAUUUGGUCUCUCUGCAAAGAAUGCUCAGUUGAAAGCAUUAAGCACAUGCGGCUCCCAUGUCAGGGUUAUGGCUCUGUACUACCUACCUGGGAUGGCAUCCAUCUAUGUGGCCUGGCUAGGGAAGGACACAGUGCCUUUGCACAUCCAGGUGCUGGUAGCUGACUUGUACCUGAUCAUCCCACCAACCUCAAACCCCAUCAUCUAUGCCCUGAGAACCAAACAAAUAAGGGAGCGAACAUGGAGCUUGCUGACGCACUGCCUCUUUAACCACUCCAACCUGGGUUCAUGA